Batrachochytrium dendrobatidis JAM81 is the source of this 1512-nucleotide messenger RNA. RefSeq lists its product as uncharacterized. Gene Ontology annotation, molecular function: protein binding. The transcript has a single exon. NCBI's taxonomy places the organism in Eukaryota, Fungi, Chytridiomycota, Chytridiomycetes, Rhizophydiales. The record is from RefSeq and is a predicted model, not a curated record. Bases 1 to 1512 code for a protein of 503 amino acids.
AUGACACUCGAGUCGUUUGAUUUUGAUUCUCACAUUAAAAAUAUAGCUGCUCUUCAAUCUCACCCAAAGAAAUCAUAUACUGAUCGCAUUCCAAGGUUUAAAGAAAAACCCAAAAGUGACAAUGCAGUUUCCUUGGAAAACUCUUUAGACCCUGCCAAGAGCAUCAUGCAUUAUGUUCAAACCGAUCAAAUGAAUCUUGCCGUGCAGUUUAUUCGAGAAGCAAUCAAAACGGAUCUAUUUGCUCUUAAACAUCUUCCAAGUCAAUUUUGGAAAUCGAUUCUGUUGGAGAUUUGCUAUAACAAGCAUAUGCUGAUGAAAAAUACGCCUGUAAUGUAUCGUUUUCUAAUUUCAGGCCAGGUUUUGGAUGCUAUGAAAGAAUUGGGCAUUUACAAAGACUUUACUAUUACCAAGUUGGCUAUUUUGACUUAUGCACAUCUGGGUAAUUAUGAUAAAGUUUUGAGAACUUAUCAGCAAGCGCAAGUAUAUGGCGUGAAUGUCAAAGACAUUGCUUUUCAGACAGUCAUGUGUAGAGCACACAUUCUUUGCGGUGAGGAUAUUGCAGGACUGAAAGCCUUUUAUCAGUUGUCUCACAACGAUCCCGGUCCUCGCGAAUUCGAGUUUCUUCUCCGAGCAUACUCUUUCACAGACAACGAAAAAGGAUUACUCAAUGCUCUUCAGCGCAUGCAGCUAUCCAACGUCAAAGUCACGGAUUUUUCAAUCAAAAUCAUUGCCGAGUUUUAUCUUCGCUUGAAAAAGUAUGAUAUAGCCAAGAAGCACGUUGAAAUGUUUAUAGCAGUUGAAGGGGCCAUGCCAUUGGAGCUUUUUUCUACCUUGAUUGCUGCAGAAUCUGGAAUAGGCAAUCAUGAUGUGGUGCUAAAAAUGAUAGAUGAUGCAAACAAAAAAGGCAUUUCAUUGAGCUAUACUAUGCAUGCUGCACGGAUUAUUUCCUAUGCUAAACUUGGGAAUAUUCCGUCCAUGUGGAGUGCGUAUAUUGACAAUGUACAUGUUGGACAGGUUCGUAUGCGUGCUCGGUUAGCGAUGGUUAAAGCACUUGGCUCGAUUACUACACCCAAGGCUCUCAAUAAGCUUACUCGGAUGGAAAUGCAACACAGAUUAACUCGCUUUCGUAUCUUGCAAGAUUUAAUUCGUGGAUACUCUGCUUUGGGAGAUGUAGCAACUGUCCAGACUUUUCUUGAUAGGAUGCAACAUGCCAAUUUGAGAGGUUCUGACAAUCAAAGUAUACACUUGAUCUGGGCAAAUAUCAACAACAAUGACAUCAAAUCAGCAGUGGAUGCAAUACAGAUGAUAGAAAUCAAGUAUCCUAAUAUGAUAAAUUUUUCCAUGUGGGGUACGAUUCUAUCUAGAGCGAUUAAAAUGGAUCCCAAAAUGAUUGAGGAGAUUUCCGAGUGUAUCAAAAAACGAUAUCCCAGCGUGUCGGUAGCGGACGAGAUCAGAUCUCUACGGAUGUCUUUGAAAGACCAGCAUAGUGACAUGAAAGACAGUGAUGAAUAA